This is a messenger RNA of Cyclopterus lumpus (lumpfish), 1987 nucleotides long. It is a transcript of the gene kdf1a, whose product is annotated as keratinocyte differentiation factor 1a. Gene Ontology annotation, biological process: keratinocyte development; regulation of epidermal cell division. Lineage: Eukaryota; Metazoa; Chordata; Actinopteri; Perciformes; Cyclopteridae. The record is from RefSeq and is a predicted model, not a curated record. Bases 144 to 1349 code for a protein of 401 amino acids. The transcript is spliced from 4 exons. Gene Ontology annotation, cellular component: cell junction.
CCUUGUUUGUCUUCUGAAGCGCUGGCAGAAGUUUUUUUUUUUCUCCGCGAGACUUCCGCGGUGUGCUCGCCGAACAAGUUAUCUGAGAUAAAAAGACGACCACAAAAGUGUUUCCUCUUAUGCGGUCCCAGGUGUUCUGAGCCAUGCCUGGCCACAGCACAGGGGCUCCCCAGGUGUCCCGCCACCACAAGCACCACGUCGCCAGCUCCAGGGCGGACAAGUACCGGCCCGCCCGGACCAUAUCCAGGGACAACGCGCCCCACCAAGACGCCUCCAAGGCUCCUCGUGGGGAGCAUAUGCAUGAGCACAACACUGACCACACCCGGUAUUCGGAGAACAAGUAUGGUCGCAACAGAGGCCACCCACGAAACGGCACGGGUCGAGGCUCAGAGACUAUAGGAUUUAUCCCCGGGUCAGCGGACACCACGCCUGCCAGCAGACAUGCCUGUGGCUCCUGCGCCUCCAUGGGCUGGACUGGCUGUAAGGCUCUUAUCUGCUGCGUACUGACCUGUGGAUUUUAUGGCAGUAGAGAGCCCUGCCUGCCCGUUAACGAGAGCUCCACGGACCACCCCCCUAAAGCAGGCAUUGAGCCUCACCCUCCCAAUGGCAUGGCUGUGACCAAUCCCACUUGUGGUGUCCCUUUGGAGUCCAGCAAGUCUCCUAAAGCCUCCAAGUUGCCCGCGAGUGACAGCUUCCGCUACCCGGAUGUGCGCAUCGCCGGUCAGACGGUAAGGUAUCCGGUUGCUGCCCCAAAACGAACCCGUACGCCCGGCAAAGGGGAAAGCCAGCGGCCUGUGAGCAACACCAGCCUGUUGUCCCGCGAUGACUAUGACCUGGACGACCUGAGUGACACGGGCACAGACAUUGACUCCCUCAUCACCAAAAAGCUGCUGGAGCUUUACGCCCUGCACCAGAUUGACCAGCUGGCCAAGUGCACCUCUGACUCCUCUUUCUCCCGCAAGACCAACGAGAUCAGCGAGCUCAUCUACAGCAUCGCUCAGGACUACAACCUGGAGGAGCAGGAGGCCGAGUGCAAGCUCGUGCACGGCGUCAUCCGCAUCAGCACGCGAAAGGGCAAGAGGAACAAGAGCCAUCCGUCAACGGGACAGCGGCCUAAUGGGAGGAGCGACGGGACUCUCCCUGACAGUGGCAACGAGACCAUGACCAACACUUUCGUCAGCAGCGACUUUCCAGAGGUGAAAGUGUCGGAGCAGACGCCAUCGGACGAGUUGGCGAGGAAAAUGAGGCACUACAGCGGGAGAACUUACUCCUCCAGCACCGCCACAGCCUACUCGCCCUACCAUCACAACACGGAGGCAAACUCUUCAGGCGCUCCUAUUCUGCUCUGAAGGGUGACACAGACACAGGUCGUACCUGUACCGACAAGAGACGUAGCCAAUCAGAUGGACAAUGAUAUUCUUCUGCUAUUAUUUUUGUUGUUGCUGUUACUGAGUGGAGCACCUUUUUGUUACCAGGGGCGGUGCUACUUCUGCUUUUAGUGGUCCGGCUAGUGUUUGCUAUUGGAGUGCCAUUUAAAUUUGUGGACUUUUCUUUUUUUUUCUCUCCAGCAAAUGACCCACUGAGGAAACAAUUGAUGUGUGGGUGUUCUUUUUAGUUUUUUUUUUUUUUUUACACAGGGAAAGACAAUGCCAGUGUGUAUGUAUUUGUAUGCGUACACAUAUGUUUCAAGUUGUUUUCAGAAAAAGAAACAUGACUACACUCCAUGCAAUCUCAGCAGUGAGAGCCAGAGGAUAGAGACUGGUGGUAACGUAACUGUCCUCAUUCUUGUCUGUGAUUGUUUAUGCAAGCCAUUGUUAUGUAUAUGUACCUAUGGGCUUUUUGAAUCCUGCCAUUUAGACUCCUUGAAAGCAUGUAUUGACCUGAAAACUGCAUUGUUAAGCCAUAUUUUGAUGUACAUAUUUUAAAUGUCAAUGUUACUGUCUGGGUUUUUAAACCAUUUGUGGCAUUGACCACAGUUUUUUUUAAU